UGCGUGUUCCAGGCCGGACGGUGGCGGUGCUGCCCGGGAUCCUCUGUCUGUUCUCGGCUGAAGAGCUCUAGCGCAUCGGCGCAACUCAAACCAAGCCCCGAGAGCGAGUUCCAGAAGCGGACAAAGAGAUUCACACAUUCCCCUGAGACGCACCGAACCGGGACAGAACCACAGCCGGGACUGACCCGGAGCGAAGCCGCGGCCCCGGGAGCACAGCCCGAGCUCCGCCGCGCACAUGGAGCCUUCCCCGGCCAAAGCCAAGCCCCAGGGCCGGCUGCUGCUGUCCACCCCGCUGGACGCCAAGGACGAGCUGGAGGAGAGGCUGGAGCGCUGUGUGGGGAUCGUCCAGUCUCUGACAAACGGACUGUCAGAGCGAGAAGCCAACGAUGCUCUCACCGCCAACGUGUGUAAGGGGCAGCAGCAGCACGAGGAGGUGUGUUUGGGUUUGUUUACUCUGAUCCUCACGGAACCUACCCAGGCACAGAGGAGCUACAGAGACCUGACCCUGGUCAACAGAGACGGCAUGAAUAUUGUUUUGGUCAAAAUGAACCAAAUCCUGAUGGAGAAGUUCCUCAAACUGCAGGACCAGCCACGAACACAGAUGGUGUGGCUGGUGCGUGAGCUGGUGAAGACAGGCGUGAUGGGUGCAGAUGGAGUCCUGAUGACGCUGCUCAAGCAGAUCGCAGGAGGAGAUGUCUCCAGUAAAAACCUGUGGUUGGCUGAGAGCGCCCUGGACAUCCUCCUUGACCAAAAAGAGUGGGUGUUGAAGAGCGGGAUGCUGAUCUCCAUGGCCGUGUACACCUAUCUCAGACUCAUCGUGGACCAUGGAGCUCCAAACCUCCUGAGCCUCAGACAGAAGGAAGUGGACUUUUGCAUCUGCAUGCUCCGAGAGAAGUUCAUGGAGUGUGUAGUGAUCGGCAGAGACUUGGUGCGUCUGUUGCAAAAUGUGGCUCGGAUCCCAGAGAUGGAGCUUCUAUGGAGAGACUUGCUCCACAGCCCCCAGAGUCUGAGCCCAGGGUUUACAGGGAUCCUGCAACUGCUCACGGCUCGUACCUCCAGGAAGUUUCUGGCCUGUCGUCUCACGCCGGACAUGGAGACCAAACUGCUCUUCAUGACCUCUAGAGUGCGGUUUGGUCAGCAGAAGCGGUACCAGGACUGGUUCCAGAGGCAGUACCUGUCCACAGCUGAGUCCCAGUCUCUUCGCUGUGAUCUCAUCCGGUAUAUCUGUGGAGUGGUGCAUCCCUCCAACGAAGUCCUGAGCUCAGACAUCCUCCCACGCUGGGCUAUCAUCGGCUGGCUCCUUACUACCUGCACAUCAAAUGUGGCUGCGUCAAACGCCAAACUGGCCCUGUUCUACGACUGGCUCUUCUUCAACCCUGAGAAAGACAGCAUCAUGAACAUUGAGCCGGCGAUCCUGGUGAUGCACCACUCCAUGAAGCCUCACCCUGCCAUCACUGCCACUCUGCUUGACUUCAUGUGCAGGAUCAUCCCUCACUUCUUCCCUCCUCUGGAGACUCAGGUGCGUCAGGGCGUUCUGAACUCUCUCACCUUCAUCAUGGAGAAGAGAGUCCUGGCGCACUUGGCCCCUCUAUUCGAUAACCCCAAACUAGAUCGGGAGCUCAGGGCCAUGCUGAGGGACCGGUUCCCAGAGUUCUGCAGCGCCCCCUCUCCCCCCACUGAAGUGAAGUGUGAGGAUUCUUCCCUGUUGGACUCUCACCUUUUGGACAAAGAUGAGACGUGUUAUGACAACACAGAGGCCGCGUUUUCUGACGACGAAGAGGAGCUCAGCACUAAAGGGAAGAAGCGCGAGUUCCGGUUCCAUCCAAUCAGAGAGGCCGUGGUGGAGGAGCCUGCUGACAUCACACCCUGGCUUGACCAAUUGGAGGACAGCAUGAAGGACAAAGUGCAACAGCUGCAGAAGACCAGUGACACAGAGACUCAGUGUGAAGUGAUGCAGGAAAUCGUCGACCAGGUCCUGGAGGAUGACUUUGACCAGGAGCAGAUGUUGGCUUUGGCCUGCUGUUUGUCGGAGCUGUUUAAGGAGCACUUCAGAGGAGACGUGUUACCGGACGAGAUCACAGAGGAGUCUCUAGAAGAGUCUGUGGGGAAGCCCGUGUGUCUGAUCUUCAGGAACCUAGUACUGAUGCAGGAGGACAACAGUGGCUUCUCUGUGCUCCUCGACCUCCUCGCAGAGCUGUACCAGAAACAGCCCAAGAUUGGAUAUCACCUGCUCUACUACCUCAAGGCCAGUAAAGCGGCAAACGGGAAGAUGCUUCUGUAUGAGUCGUUUGCUCAGGCCACAGCGCUCGGUGACCUCCACACCUGCCUCAUGAUGGACAUGAAGGCGUGUCAGGAGGAUGAUGUGAGACUACUGUGUUUCCUCACACCUUCAAUCUAUACUGAGUUUCCAGAUGAGACUCUUCGGAGCGGGGAGCUGCUCAACAUGAUCGUGGCUGUGAUAGACUCCACUCAGCUGCAGGAGCUCAUGUGCCAUGUGAUGAUGGGAAACCUGGUGAUGUUCCGGAAAGAUUCUGUCCUCAACAUCCUCAUCCAGUCCUUAGAAUGGGAAACGUUUGAGCAGUACAGCACAUGGCAGCUGUUCCUCGCCCACAGCAUUCCGCUGGAGACCAUCAUCCCCAUACUGCAACAUUUAAAGUAUAAAGAACACCCCGAGGCUCUGUCAUGUUUACUACUGCAGCUGCGAAGAGAAAAACCUUCAGAGGAGAUGGUGAAGAUGGUGCUCUCUCGCCCGUGUCACCCCGAGGACCACUUCACCACCAGCCUCCUGAGACACUGGGCCACGAGACAUGACGAGACGUUAGCAGAACAUAUAAAAGCUCAGCUCAUCAAGAACAACAGCCAACCACGCAAGAGACAGAGUCUUCGCAGUAGCAGCAGCAAACUGGCUCAGCUGACUCUGGAACAGAUCCUGGAGCAUCUGGACAACCUCCGACUGAGCCUCUGUAACGUCAAGAACAGCUUUUUCUCUCAGACUCCGAUUCUUCAGGCUCUGCAGCACGUUCAAGCCAGCUGUGAUGAGGCGCACAAGAUGAGGUUCAGUGACCUGUUCUCAUUGGCCGAGGAGUUCGAGGAUGCUCAGAGCAAACCUCCAAAGUCUCGAAGAAAAGCGGCAGCCGCCUCUAGCCCCCGCCAGAGGAAAGGAGCGGCUCCGCCCACUGCCACUGCGACCACAGAGGAGGAGAGCGCCAGUAGCAGCGCCUCGGAGGAGGAGGACUCCAAACCCAAAGCUCCAAAGAGGAAGAGGAAGGGUUCAUCUGCAGUGGGCUCCGACAGUGACUGAUCAUCCAAUCAGAGCAAUGUGGGCUCUGUAAUGGCCAGUGGCAGGCAUGGAUCAUGUCGAGGGGAGGAGCUUAGCACAGACUGUUUUGUUUUUAAAGACUAAACUGAACUCUGACCUCAGAGAUGCACUGUUUCCACAGCAAACGGUCCAAGUGAUGGCAGAUCUCCCGUGAUGCACGGUGGCUGUGUUUUUAGCAAACUGAGAAAAAGGAGAAACUGAAUCACAACAAGGAAAUAAGGAGACUCUCAACUCCUCGUCUCCCCUCUUGUCUCCUUGCUCCUCCUCUACUUUGUAGUAGAACUGAACUCUCUUGAGGUUCUUAUUGUGAAGGGGCUGCACUUCCUGCUGGAUUCUCAGCACAAAAUGUUGUUUUCAUAAAGAUCUUUUCUUUAAAAUGUGUCUUUAUUUUAGUUUAUUUGUAAUUUUCUGACUGAAAUAAUCAAAUGUGAAACAACAAAACACUUUAAAAAUGUGAUUUAUUACAUGUAUGUACAAAACACAAAAUCAGCAGUUGAGUUUGAAAGAAGGCUGUCCUGGCAGAAUCCCUGUUC
Molecule: messenger RNA, 3852 nt
Organism: Periophthalmus magnuspinnatus
Lineage: Eukaryota; Metazoa; Chordata; Actinopteri; Gobiiformes; Gobiidae
Gene: ints3
Product: integrator complex subunit 3
Exons: 29
Coding region: 236-3301 (1021 amino acids)
Cellular component (GO): cytoplasm
Source: RefSeq, a predicted model, not a curated record